AUGACCAAUGGAACGGCAGAUUCUACCGGGAUCAAGACUCUCCGACGAAGCUCUCGUAUCAAGUCCAAGACGUCAAGCAUCAAGCCACCUCUCGCGAGAAUUCCGCCUCGAGCAUCAUCCCAAAACACGGCCAUUCUCGACGCCUUGAAAGCUCUAUCCAACGAGGUCCAAUCUUUACGAGCACACGUUGAUGACCUACAAGCUCAGCAACCGCCGGUGACCCAACAACACGCCGCUGAUACUAAAGCGCCGAGCCCUACAUCAACUGUCGAGCAUGGUCAACCAGCCCGUUCACAUAACCCCAACGUCGGCAACACCGAGGAUCCACCUCUUUCCCUACCACUCCCUCCUUCAGGAGAGGUAGACUCAGUCAACAUCGCUGGCAACAAUGAUAGGGGUUCACCUCACUCUCAACUUCUUCCACCUUCGGGAGGGAUUCAACCGGUAAUCCGCCCUGUCAAUGACGUCAGAGGCUCGCCUGUUACACACCCUCUUCCCACUCAAGAAGAAGUCUGCCCGGUCAAUCCCACUGUCAACUACGCCAGAGGUACACCAUUCCCUUACCCUUUCCACAUGUCGAGAGAGACUUACCCUAUCAACUCACGUGAUCACCAUGCCAGAGGCGUAUAUCUCUCUCAUCCUCUCCCUCCUUCAGGAGAGGUCUAUCCGGUUAACCCCGCUGACCACAACGUCAGAGGCGCAUAUCUCUCUCAUCCUCUCCCUCCUUCAGGAGAGGUCUAUCCGGUUAACCCCGCUGACCACAACGUCAGAGGCGCAUAUCUCUCUCAUCCUCUCCCUCCUUCAGGAGAGGUCUAUCCGGUUAACUCCGCUGACCACAACGCCAGAGGUGCAUCCUUAUCUCAUCCUAUCCCUCCUUCAAGGGAGGUCUACCCAGUCAACUCCGCUACGGACAACACCAAAGGUACAUUCUUCUACCAUCAUUCUCCCCUUUCAGGAGAGGCUCAUCCUGUCAACACCGCUGUUAGCGACUCAAGAAGGCCAACUUCUGUUCAUCUCUCUCCUACCUCCAGAGAUUUCUUCUCCGCCAAUCCCGCCGGUAAGACCACUAGAUGCCUGUCGAUACAACUCCCCUCCCCGUCUGAAGUGAGCUCAUUGAGACAUGCUGAUAAUGAGCUCAUAGACCUAUCUCCUCGUUCUCAGCGUGCCGUCACCUCAAGGGCAGUGCCAACUGCACCACAGUUCCCGACAAGGGUUCACGGCUCUGAUGAUGCUACGGCUCCACUUCUUAUCAACCAUAAUGAACACCAACCACAAGAUCGGGCUUUCCACGUGGUGACUCGGAAGCUAUCGGUGCAAGAUUGUAUCACCAGAGCACAGACCAUUGGUAACCUCCUUCCUGGCAAGUCUCUAUGGUGCGGUUCUCGAGACAUCCAGAAGAGAACUUUCGCUGAGACUCGUCAGCUGGUCACGACCAGUAUGUCGUAUAAAUGGUCACCUCCGUGUACUCAGUACUUCCUAACCAGGCAAGUCUAUGCACCUUUCAUCGUGCAGAGGUUAGAUCUAUGGGAAACCAAGCAAGAUUAUGGGCCACUUCUGUCCUGUGCUCAAGAUCCCUACUCCACCUACUGGAAGGAAGCUACCAGGCGUCAGUGGUUCUACCUAUCAGCUUGCUUCGACAAACACAACUUGGACUCUCUGGAAUGUCGCUGGAGUGACCUGAAGCUGACUCCCAAUCUCCACUGGGAUGAUUACAUCACUCAGUUUGAGGUGGUGGCAUCCCAACUUGCUCAAGCCAGGGGAGUCAACGCUCUUACUGAAGCUGAACUCCGGGCCCAUCUCUACCUAUCUCUCCCCAAGGCGCUACAAGCUCAUUGUGUCCAGCUCGGCUACAACGUGGGAGAGAAGCGGAUGGACUACGAUGGUCUCGUUAAUACCUGUGCUGGUUGGUGUGAGCUCAAUUGGCAAACUCUUGCGCCCGCAGCAGGCACGGCCACAGUCAGCAACGUCGCUCUGGCAUCUGUCCCUUCUGCGGAAUCGUGCACUCCUCAAGUAAUCACUUCUUCCUCUACUACGACCCAAGAGAACCAACAGAAGACCGACAAGAAAACCCGACCGACUAGACCAUCUACACCCUAUCGUCAGAGAAUCAAGGACGAUUCUUCCAUCCUCAAUGAUGAGUACAACAUCAAGAUACUCUCCAGUCGCUGCCAAAGAUGUCUGUCCGAGUCGCAUGACACCAUAGCGUGCUGUGAAGAGCUCACAAAGAAGGAUGAGAGAUGCUACUACUGUGGCCUCAUCCACCAUCACUCACGCCACUGCCCUGCUGGUCACGACAACUAUCGAGGUCGCAACUGCGAGCGUUGCAACAAGGUCAAUCAUGCUGCUCGCGCAUGUCGUCGAUAUCGACCCGGUGCCGCACCCGUUGCUGCUGCAAUCCCUUCGACUGGCGUACCGAAAUCUGCAUCGACGACUGGUACUCCACCACUGAGUUUUAUCAACCUCUAUGUCAACCACUCAAGCGGUCAUACACCGGCCCUGGUCGACUCCGGAGCGGCUGUAUCGGUGGUCAGCAGCUCGGCCGCAGCAUCUCUCAACCUCACAGUUAGCAGAGCCGACCUUCGGAUACGCCUAGCUGAUCUCUCUGAGACCCCUGUCCGCGGUGUUGCGAAGUCGGUCCCUAUAUCCUUUUCCAAUGGUAGCCGUUGCACUGAAGACCUCUACGUGCUCGAUGGCUGUGCCCACCAGCUCAUACUAUCGGUAGGGCUUCUAAGAAGACUGAAGGCCAUCUGGCAUUUGCACGAUAACUACAUCGUUUUCGGUGACAACGAGGAUGGCCAGCCGAUCUCUAUGGUGAGCAUGCCCAAGCCUAGGAAUGAGCCAUCAAGUCCAUCUGUGUAUUCUAGCACAGUCGCUGAGCUAUGUAACAUCAUGGUUUCUGAAGCACGGUCAACCCAAAGGGGCACAUGCUGUGAUGUUGACACCUCCGAGUCAAACACCAUAACUCUGCCCCAAGAUGUUUGGGAGACUUUGGCACUCUCCUUCUUUCCCGAACCUCGAGAAGACGACUCCAGCCCCACUAAAGGUCUCACUCGGUCUCAAACCAUCGACGCCUUCCGGGAUCAGUUCACUGACCAAAGGAGCUCCGAGAAGCACGGAAAUGACCUAUUCGACUUCUCCAUCGACCCCCCAUCUGAUACUGCUCCUCGGGGACGGUUGCACUGCAAAGUCCCAUGGCGUGAUGCGGCGAGACCGUCACCUAUCCACAACCAAUCUGCAAUCAAAAGAGAUUGCAUCGUUAUGGCCAGGCUCACCGAUGCGGAGGCUUCAAGCUACCACCAGGUGGUGAACGAUCUGUAUACUCUCGGCUUCGUCGUCCCUGCACGUCUCCAGAGUACCCCUGACACCGAGCCUUCUACUGUCAUGUAUACGGACCAUAGCCUUCCACCGGUCUCUACGCUAAUACCGGCAUUUCCGGUUUUCCGAAAGUGCUCAAAGACCUCGAAGACGAGGUUGGUGUUGGACUGCAAGUAUCACAACGGCUUCCUCAGAAGUGGUCGACAAGCCAACGACACUACCUAUCCGGAGACGUUAUGGGCUAAUCUAGCGCUGAGCCGUACGGCGAAGGCCAUGGUGGUCGAUGAUAUCUCCAAAGCCUAUCAUCAAAUCAAGCUUGAUGACGCUUUGGAUCGACGACACUUUGGAAUGAUGGCGUGUGGCCGAGUGGGAAUGUGGGUCUCUACUUGUUUCGGUGCAACGUAUUCUCCAUCAGCCCUGCUGCAAGCAAACAAGGCGGUUCUUACCUUGAGAGACUUCGAGUCCGGCCACAUCACUCGUGACCAAGCUCUCACCGAUCCUGUCUGUCGAUCUCUGAUCUCUCAGUUCGAGGGGAAUUUGAAGUUAGGUUCUCUGACAUUGAACCAUGGAGACGUUUCCAGCAAGAACAGCGCCACAAGUAACAAUGGCCAAGACCCUCUCCUCAAGCACACCGCCAUCUACGUCGACGACGGUCAGACUCGAGGCAAAACGAAGGAAAUCGCCCUGAAAAGGGCCAACUUCUUCACUGCCACUCAGUCUGGUCAUGGCUUCCACUCCAAUGUGCCAAAGCGCAGCAGAAGCUGGGGUCCGAUCACAAGUACCAAGUAUCUCGGUUACGGCUGGCAGACAGGUGAUGAAAGUGAUCAGCUCUCCCCCACUUUCAGAGUGCCCGAGGCCCUUGACCUCGAUAAUCCUCCUUCGACUAUCACUCGGCGCCAACUAUUCAGUCUCUGCCAAGGUCUAUAUGACCCCCUUGGUCUGGCCUCAGAGUACUCACUCUGCUUAAGACUCUUCAUGGCCACUUACUACACCGUCGAUGUCACCAACCACGCUGGCAAGCCGCCCAAUCUAUGGGACAUCGACAUCGACCCUGAAGGUGCUGCUAAUGUGCUCAGUUUCUGUCGCGCCCUCACCACUGCGGAUCUACUCUAUCCUCGGUUCGCCGACAUCAGCAACAUGAUGGUCUUCACCGAUGCCAGUGUCACUGCUGGUCAUGCUACCAUACUCUGUCCGACGACCGAUUCCGAGGGUAGCGUUUUUUACCACAAACUGGUUGGCAAGGGACGUCUCUGGUCUACUCGAACUAGUCAAGCUCGUUGGUCUAUUCCCAAGAAGGAACUCGUUGCCUUUUUCGACGGCCUCACCCUUGCGACAUCUCUCGUAACCCUGUACUCGAAGUUUGCAAUCGAGACCCCAAUAAAAUGUCUAUCCCUCUACUGUGACUCCGAAGCUCUACUGUACCGUCUCCGACGUGCAUCAAAGGGCGAUUUCGGAAAGACACUCUCUAACUUGGAAAAAAAGGCUCUGAAGAGAGGUCUGGUCGAUCUCAACCACAUAGCAACUACACUUCGAGUCCCAGUCACAACUUACCACAUCGAAGGUGAAGCCAACCCCGCUGACACUGGCUCUCGGCCCAAGAUCAACGGUCAACUACCUAGUCCCCUCGAGGACGCAGUCAUCGAGAAAGGUAUCAACGCCGCCCAUGCCAAGAAUCUCUCGUAUGUCUACACGCUGGAGGCGACUCCAGUAACAGACGUCCUAUCCUACGACACCAUCUCGGUGGCUAAUCAUUUCAACAAUGAUCAGUUGCUCAAGUUUCAGCAGGAAGACGGCCGUGCAAGAGCCAUCGUGGACACUCUCAACUCUACACCUUCAGCUGAAGUUGCCCAUAACCUGAGACUAUAUCACAUCUGUCCUGAUAGUGGUCUACUUCUUUAUAGUGGUGUCAGCGACAGCAAUGGAGGAACUGCAUGUCGACCAGUCCUGCCACGCGGUCAAGGAUGUGAUGAGGUACUAUCCCUCCUACACGACAAGCUCGGGCAUGACAACGCCCCAAAACUGAGAUCCCUCUACAACGAGGCCUUCUACACUCCUAAGUUGCGUAUAGCUCUACUUCGUCUACUGAAGACAUGUCACGUCUGCCAGUUGGCCAAGAAGCAGUCUGGGUACAAGAAGCGAGCUGGCUGCGUGCGCCCAGCGCAUCUGUGCUUUGACAUCGGUCAAGUUUGGUGUCUUGACCAUGCUGGUCCUUACCGUUGCCCGGUAUCCGGCGAGAAAAUAUGGGUCCUAACCUGCUGCGAUCCGGUAUCGGGCUUCCUUCUCUAUGAUAACACUACAUCUCCAACGGCCUCUUCCAUAUGCUCAUCCCUCAUCAAGCUGUUUUCCAUUGUGGGCGACCCUGCUUGCAUCACUGUUGAUGCUGGGCCAGCCUCCAACUAUGUCCUACGUCCUAUGUCCUAUGUCCAACUAUGUCCAAAGGCCAUCUACGAUGACUUACAGGAGCGUCGCACCCGGAGCCUACUCGACUUCUUCACACUGGUCAAGGAGGCAAAGGACCGUAUCCGAGCAAGGGCAUCUAAACUUCCCCAACAGUCUGGUUUCAAGGCUUUCGACAUUGGCUCUCUGGUUCUGCGGCUUGUACCUCCACCGCUCAAGCAGGACGUCUCCUGGAGAGGCCCCUACAGAGUUGUCGCCGUCUCUGAUGACCAGCUCCUCUACCGUUUGGAAGAUGUCAAGACCGGUACUCAGCUCAAGUUCCAAGAAUGCUACUUCAACCUCAAGCAGUACCAUGCCAAGAAUCCCGUCCUCGAGUCCCUUCCAGUUCCAACUGUUCAAGAUGGUUCUACUCUGAAUCUAACGGAUGGCGAUCUUUACUGCUUCCGGUGGAUCGACGAGCACGGAUGCGAGCAUCGGGACUUUGGCCUAUACGACUCUGAGUUGAAGAAGAUGGUACUGAGGAAAGUCCACAUCGACGGUUCCAUCGAGAUCUUGACCGACUUCAUCGAUCAGCAAUAUGUCUGCGACGUCGAUAUCCACUACGAGUGUCCACUCCGUAUGACCAGAUCGAUCAAGAACCGUAUCAUCAAGUACAUCGAAGGCGCAUACAACUCGCGGGGCAAAGAAUGGCAUGACUCCAGAAAGUUUGGAACUCGCAUGAUCGAAGACGAGACGGAGAAAUACUGUGCAUUUUACAACAAGUGUAUACGGGGGAUGUUGCAAAUAUCGCCUUUGUCGCACACCAGAAACCGCGAAAUUUGGACUGUUGGUUUCGUCGACUGGACGAAAACGGCCGAGAGCGAGAGAGAGAGGGAGAGAGAUUCCUAA
Perkinsus marinus ATCC 50983 is the source of this 6600-nucleotide messenger RNA. RefSeq lists its product as hypothetical. Gene Ontology annotation, biological process: proteolysis. The transcript has 5 exons. The coding region runs from base 1 to 6600 and encodes 2199 amino acids. Lineage: Eukaryota; Perkinsozoa; Perkinsida; Perkinsidae. Gene Ontology annotation, molecular function: zinc ion binding; nucleic acid binding; aspartic-type endopeptidase activity. The record is from RefSeq and is a predicted model, not a curated record.